CGAAGAUGGGCAAAUUCAGCAAUCAGAAGAAAAAUCGUGUCAAGAACAAGGUGGCGGUGACAGUAAAAAAAGCGCAACGCAUGAAGGCAGACGCUAAAAAUGCCAAAAAAGACGGUGAAGUGGAUGUUGAGAUGAAGGAGGAGGUGGUGAGAGUCAGAGGACUCGCCGUAUCGUCGCUGAAAAAAUUGGCCUCCGGUGAGCUGCAAAACGUGCCAAAAGUGAACGAGAAGAAGAUUAUCCGCAAGACAGAGCUUCCAGUUCGAGAGAACAAAAAGAUCCUGGACGCUCCGACUGGAAAACGUGGCACCACUGCUCAAUACAUCACAAAAAAGAAGGCAAAGAAGAUGUACAAGAAGAUGACACACGACGCACGCGACAAAUAUCGAAAAAUUCAGGCGGAACUGGCCGGAGACGGUGAAGAUGACGAGGAGGGUGAAGCCGAGGUGAUGGAGCAGUGAUUUUGGAUUUUUCCGCGGCAUUUUUAAAAUUGUUUUUUUUUGUUGAUUUUGUUACUGUUUUUCAUUUUCCACAUAAAAUAAUCGAAAAUUU
Molecule: messenger RNA, 549 nt
Organism: Caenorhabditis elegans
Lineage: Eukaryota; Metazoa; Nematoda; Chromadorea; Rhabditida; Rhabditidae
Gene: W04C9.4
Exons: 3
Coding region: 6-458 (150 amino acids)
Source: RefSeq, marked reviewed